UGUGUUAGGAGUGAACUGUAGCCGUUAUAUUAAUGUAGAUUGGUGGAAAAGAUAACCCAAAAUGUCUUACAUGAUGUCAAUGUGCGACGUGAUGCCCACAAUCUCUGAGGACAAUGUGAGUCAGCGCAACUCAUCGUUUGGUGGAGAAGACCCAAACUUUGAGGAAUUGAUGGUCUCCAUGCUAGGGGAGCGCCAGAAGCUAAUGGAAACAAAUCGUGAUAUUCAAGAACGACUCCAUGAAACAGAAACACGAUUACAUGAAGUGGAAGAGGAGAGAAACAAUUUACAAAAACAGAUAGAUGCCAACCUUCCUCAGGAAUUCACGUCGUUGACGAAGGACCUGAACCAGGCGCGGCAAGAGGCGUCGGCGCUCACCAAAGAACUGAACCAGGCCAGGGACCAAAUACUGGAGAAGGAAGAGGAGAUUGCCGAACUGAAAGCGGAGAGAAACAACACCAGGCUGUUGCUGGAACACCUGGAAUGUCUGGUGGCGCGGCAUGAGAAGUCGCUCAAGAUGACCGUGGUGAAGCGCCAGGCGGCCGCCCAGCAGGGCGUCUCCUCCGAGGCCGAGGUGCUCAAGGCGCUCAAGAGCCUGUUCGAGCACCACAAGGCGCUGGACGAGCGCGUCCGGGACCGGCUGCGAGUCGCGCUCGAGAAGAACAACGCGCUGGAGGAGGAGCUCAAUAACACCAAGGACGAGCUGAACUGGGUGAAGCUGGGCAAGCUGGAGGCCAAGCCGGCGCCGGCGGCUCCGGACGCCGGCGGCGACGCGGUGGCCGAGGAGGCGGCCGCCGAGCUGCGCAAGAUCAUCGAGAUCCAGACCACCGAGAUCACCGCCUCCCAGCGGCGCGUCUUGGAACUACAGACGCGCGUCGCCGAGCUAGAGGACGCACUGGCGCGCUGCCAGAAGGACCUGGCUAAGGAGCGCGACGUCACCAGCAAGCUGCAGCGGGACCUGAAGGAGAACAACGCUCAGAAGCUGGACCAGGAGGAGCGAAUCGCCACGCUGGAGCAGCGGUACCUGAACGCUCAGCGUGAGUCGACGGCGCUACGCGACAACGGCGAGAAGCUCGAGGAGGAGCUCAAGAACAAGGAGGCGCAGCUCAAGCUGCAGAACGAGAAGAUCCUGGCUAUCCAGGAGAAGCUGGAGCUGACGGAGCAGAAGCUGGCGCAGUACUCGAAGCUGCCGGACGUGGAGGAGGAGCUGCGCCGGAGGAUGGCAGCCCUGACGCAGGCGCAGGAGCGUCACGGCUCGGCCGAGGACCGGAUCGGCCGGCUCGAGUCCCAGCUGGAGGAGAAGGGCAGCGAGGUGAUCCGCAUGGCGCAGCGGCUCAAGAUGAACGAGGAGCACAACGCCCGCCUCUCGGCCACCGUCGACAAACUGCUCUCCGAGUCUAACGAGCGGCUCCAGCUGCACCUGAAGGAGCGCAUGACGGCGCUCGAGGAGAAGAACUCGCUGACCCAGGAGCUGGACCACACCCGCAAGGUGCUGGAGGACAUGCAGCUGGAGAAGGGCGGACUCCUGCAGGAGAUGUCCAAGCUGCACCUGGACAUGGAGGCGAUGAAGCAGCAGAUGCUCACCCAGGAGAUCGCCUACAACAUCCAGCAGACGGAAGCGCUGACCAGGAAUCUGUCGCCGAGCGGCGGCGGCGCGGCCGGCGAGCCGGCCGGCUUUGUGCGCUCGUCGAGCCGCGGCAGCUUCGACGCGCGCUCGCUGCCGCGCCGGCCGGGCUCGCGGCUGGCGGCCGCGGCGGCCGGCGCCGCCGACAAGCUCGACGGCGAGUGGGAGGGCGCUGCCGCCGCCGCCGCCGCCGGCUACGACGAGGACGAGGUGGAGGACGCCGAGAGCAUCUUCUCGACGCUGUCGCCCACCGGCCACACAGAUGCGCAGACGCUGGCCAUCAUGCUGCAGGACCAGCUGGACGCCAUCAACAACGAGAUCAGGAUGAUCCAGGAGGAGAAGCAGAACACGGAGCUGCGUGCCGAGGAGCUGGAGUCGCGCGUCGGCAGCGUGGAUCACUUGAACCUGCUGUCGCGCUCGGGCCGCCUCUCGCCGCCGCUUUCGGGCCGGUCCACGCCCAAGUCGGCGCUGUCGCCGCAGCGCGCCGAGGCGCUCAUGAAGUACCACACGGCCCCUGCCGGGAUGUCCCCCGCCAUGCUGUACGGGCCGCACGGGCUGGAAGGACAGCGGUCGACUCCGGUGAGUGCCCCCUCCCCCUCCCUUCCCCUGCACGCCUGGCAUGCCGGCGGGCGGCCCGGCCUCACGCCGCCGCCAUGUUGUAGCGCCAAGACGGUGGCCGACGGCAGUCCGCCAGCCAUGCGCUGUCAACGCUUCCAGGCGUACAACCCGGACGACAACCUGAGCCGCUCGCUGCCGCACAACGCCACUAUGCGGGACCCCUCGACGAUCCCGGGCCGCGGCCUGAGCGCCCUCCACCCGGAGCACGCGCAGUUCAUCAGGCAAUCAUUCGGCGACAGCUCGCACUCGACGCCGUCGUCUGUGUCGUCGACCAACAGCAGCCAGGACUCGCUGCACAAGCACGCGGCCGUCAAGAAGCGCGGCUUCAAGUCUUCGCUCGGCCGCUUCUUCAGCAAAAAGGAGAAGCGGGCGUUUGACCUGCACCAGAGUCAGGCGGCGGCGGCGGCGGCCGCUGCCAUGGGCCGGCCAGUGGACCUCUACUCGCCCGACACCACCGACGGCGGUCUCGACUCGCCCGGCGUCACCGUCUCCACGCCCAAAGCCGACUUCGACAGACGCACCAAGAAAAAGCACGAGCUGCUGGCCGAGGCGAUGAAGGCCGGCACGCCGUUCGCGCUGUGGAACGGCCCGACGGUGGUGGCCUGGCUGGAGCUGUGGGUCGGCAUGCCGGCCUGGUACGUGGCCGCCUGCCGCGCCAACGUCAAGUCGGGCGCCAUCAUGUCGGCGCUGAGCGACACCGAGAUCCAGCGCGAGAUCGGCAUCAGCAACCCGCUGCACCGGCUCAAGCUGCGGCUGGCCAUCCGCGAGAUGGUCAACCUCACCUCGCCGUCGGCGCCCAACAGCUCGCGGCUCAUGCACAACUUCGCCGAGAUGAACCACGAGUGGAUCGGCAACGAGUGGUUGCCGUCGCUCGGCCUGCCGCAGUACCGCACCUCGUUCAUGGAGUGUCUAGUGGACGCGCGCAUGCUGGAGCACCUGCUGCACCUGAACAAGAAGGACCUGCGCGGCUACCUGAAGCUGGUCGACGCCUCGCACAGGAACAGCCUGCACUUCGGCAUCCAGUGCCUGAAGCGGGUCGACUAUGACCGCAACGAGUUGGAGCGGCGGCGACGCGCGUGCGAGACGGAGCUGGCCGAUGUCUUCGUCUGGACGAACGAGCGCGUCAUCCAGUGGGUGACCAGCAUUGGCCUCAAGGAGUACACCUCCCAGCUGACCGAGUCGGGCGUACACGGCGCGCUCAUCGCGCUCGACGACAAUUUCGAUUACAACUCGCUCGCUCUGGCGCUGCAGCUGCCUACAGCCAACCAGCAGGCGCACCAGGUGCUGCGGCAGGAGUUCAAUCGCCUGCUGGUGUCGGGCACCCAUCGGCAGGUGGACGAGUCCAAGUCGUGAACAGACCGCCCCCUAGCGGACGAGUCCACGCUGGGCGCCGGCCGCUAGUGACGGUCGGCCCCACUGGGGGGCGGGCGGUCCGAGGCGCAGUUACCAGGGGCCGGCGCCGCGGCCGCGGCCCGACUGGGCGGA
Pollicipes pollicipes is the source of this 3724-nucleotide messenger RNA. RefSeq names its product liprin-alpha-1. The record is from RefSeq and is a predicted model, not a curated record. Gene Ontology annotation, biological process: synapse organization. Bases 62 to 3592 code for a protein of 1176 amino acids. The transcript is spliced from 21 exons. Gene Ontology annotation, cellular component: presynaptic active zone. Lineage: Eukaryota; Metazoa; Arthropoda; Thecostraca; Pollicipedomorpha; Pollicipedidae. Gene Ontology annotation, molecular function: protein binding.